ACAAACAAGCUAUUCUAUUGCAAGUGAUAGCAGCUCAAAUGACCAACAAAUUGAAUGUUCGGUGAAUUUAAAAUGUAAACUCUCAAUUUGUAUUGAAUGAGAAAAUAAACGGAACCAAACUUCAAAUUAUUAACCGAAUGAAUUGGGACUAAACUUUGAUAUAUUUUUUUCAUCAUUGACAAUCUUUUUCUGGCGUACGGAUGAAUUUUAUAUUGUUUGGAUUUGCAAUGAAAUGGUGUAAAUAGCGAAUCGAGACGGUGAUUUCAAAAAUGUUUAUCGGCGCACACCGCAUACAUCACUCAGUCAAUUGUCACAAUCGAAUUCAUUGAAAUGCUGAAUUUUUACUGUCACGGCAAUGUUGCCUCACUGAAAUAGUCUACCAUUUAGAAUCGCAUCGCUUGUAUGUGUUUGAAAUUUUGCACACCGUUGAUGUCGUCGUCGUCAUCGUCGCUGAAAAUCUUCUUGUGCGGAAGAUAAAAAUGCUUUGACUCCGGAUGCAAAUGAUUAGAUUGAGAAAGCAAGUGGUAGUAUUCAAACGGACUUAAUUUCCAACAGUGAGAUUAGAGAAAAUUGCGUUGAUCGCAGAACGAAAAAUUAACGCAUUUUGAACUUUUUUUGUUUGUUUUAUCAGAGAUUCAAUUCAAGGACCGACAAUGACUGUAACCGAGGUGGCAGCUGAAAACACCAUUCCGAAGGGCAAAUACACGUUCAUCGGCGUCGAUAUCGAUACAACUGGUCGUCGCAUUUUGGAUGAGAUCGUACAUUUGUCCGCCUACAGCCCGAAAGAGCAAUUUGAUCAGUACGUUAUCCCGGUGAUGAAUUUAAAUCCAGCAGCACGGCAACGACACCAAUUGCGCAUAAUUACGGUUGGAUUUUUCCGCAUGCUAAAAUGUACAUUGACCAACAAAGUGGUCAAAUGCAAAACGGAGGUUGUCGCGUUGAAAACAUUUUUGGACUGGUUGGAGCAGCGCAAGGCUGCUGACGCUGCAUCAGAAGGGGUGGUUUUGGUUUAUAAUGAACCAAUCAAAUUCAUUCCGUACAUGCUGCUCGAAGCAUUGAAAAAAUACGAUUUGGUUGAUCGAUUUUCUCACCUGGUUGUCGGUUUCGUUGAUGGCCAUGCUUUGGCUGAAGCCAAAGGCGAUGCCAUCAAUAUUGAGGCCGUACGCGAAAUGGUCAAAGGACAGCUAAAAGCCGAAGAUCAGGAGAAGAAUUUUGAAGGCAAUGCCAUGAUGCGCGCACGUUUAGCCUACUUUUUGCUCGAGCAAAUGGCCAAAGAUGCGGCAAACGGCGAAACUGAAGACAUCAUCAGUUCCGAUUUGGUUCAAGGAUUUGUUCAUUCGGUCAAUGUGGACAUAAAUGAAUUGACGAACCAGAACAAAUGUAUCGAUUUGCAACACACGUUCCGGCCAAUUUUCGUGCAAUUCUUCAAAACAAACCUCUAUCAUCGCUAUAAGGCCGUUACAUUCCGUCGUGUUUUAGCCGAAAAAGGCUUCGAUCUGAAGAGUCUCGAAGACAUUUGGAAUGGAAAGAAGAAGGAUGGUUUGACUGAGAUAAUUUCGAAGAUGGAUGAGAUCAAGGAAGAGAAUCGCAGUGAAUUGGUCGAUAUUUUGGACAGUUACUUCGAUCCAGAAAAAGAGGCGAUUGUUCCGCCCACCAAAGCCAAUCCUCGUCGGCGUUCGUUCAAAAGUUCGAAGGGCUCACCACGCGAAAAUCGCCGCUCUCGCAAUGGUAACAACGAUAAAAUGGAUAAAAAGCAUCCCGCCGAGAGCAACAACAACGAAAUUGUGGCUUCGCCUGACUCCAACACGCGUUCGCCCCGUCGGCAACGUCGUUCACGACGACGCAUCAGCACAAAGCAAAUGGACAAAAGCAUUACCGAAGUACCGACCACUGAAAUUGGUACCACAGUUAUUCCACCCGUAACAAUAACCGUAACCGCUCCUGAAAUCACCGUUGCAUGAGCAAAACGACCACGCAAAUUUUCCAAUCCCAUCACAUUUCAAAUCACAAUUUUAAACUAAAUUAGACAUGGUUAAUGCACAAUGAAUAAGCAAAAUCAUUAUUAGUCAACUGAUUCCAAACGGAUUAACGAUUCAAUCGUUUGCUCAUAUUUAAUUUUAUAAUGCCAGCAAAAAGCAUGAUUUUCUCAUGAAUUUAAACUCAUUCAAAAUUUUCGGAACAAAAACAGAAAACAAAACAAUUUGAAACACAAAAUUUUCUGAAUACUUAUAUCGAACAAACGCCUAAAUCACCAUAAAAAAAAGCAUAAAAAAUGCGAAAAUGGGCUCUUAUGGCUUAAUAUAUUAUUCAGUACAAUUUUUAAAAUGAACAAUAACAAAACUUUAAUUUCAAUUGAUUAUUUGCAACAAAUGAUACAAAAAUAUCUUACCUUCGAAAACUGUUGGAACAGUUAACACAAUGUAAUUUCCAUUCAAGUUUGUUAUAAUAAAGACUCACAGUUCAAUGGAACAAAA
Molecule: messenger RNA, 2474 nt
Organism: Sitodiplosis mosellana (orange wheat blossom midge)
Lineage: Eukaryota; Metazoa; Arthropoda; Insecta; Diptera; Cecidomyiidae
Gene: exu
Product: maternal protein exuperantia
Exons: 6
Coding region: 654-1961 (435 amino acids)
Biological process (GO): bicoid mRNA localization
Molecular function (GO): protein homodimerization activity; RNA binding
Source: RefSeq, a predicted model, not a curated record